AUGUCUCAACCGAAUCUCUGGCUUGCGCUUCUUACUUGCGCUGAAAUAAUCGCUAUCGCACUGGGAUCUCUCAUCCCUCACGAUGCUCGCGAACUAUCAAGCGUCAGCAAGAGAGCUUCCUCAACUGUUUCUCAGCCAUUGAUUUGGGAAGACCUUGCUGAUAUCGAAAUCAUUCGCGUCGGUGAUACCUUCUACUACAGUGCCAGCACUAUGGCAUAUUCACCUGGUGCCCCAAUCCUGAAGUCUACAGACUUGCAAAACUGGGAAUACAUUGGCCACUCGGUUCCAAGCCUUGACUUUGGCUCAGCCUAUAACAUGACUGAUGGCGACACCGCAUAUGUCAAAGGAAUUUGGGCAAGCAGCCUCAAAUAUCGCCCGAGCAACGGCCAAUGGUAUUGGAUUGGCUGUAUUGAGUUUGCCAAUACAUACGUCUACACUGCUAGUAGUCCCAGUGGCCCUUGGUCACGGCAUGCCGCUUUCGAGGGGACCUGCUACUACGACUGUGGACUGGUUUUCGACGAAGACGAUAUACCGCAUGUUGCGUAUGGGUCCACAACUAUCCAAGUUGCCACACUAUCAUCCGACCUGACCAGCCAAGUUUCGAACACCGACGUAUUCACCUACGACGAGUAUGUUGAAGGCUCCCGCUUUUAUUACAUCAAUGGCUCCUACUAUAUUCUCAACGUCGCACCCGGUACAGCCAUCGAAUAUGUCAUCAAAUCCUCAUCUCCGACUGCAGGAUACACUGGUGGGAAUGUUGUUUCAAACGCACCUUCAUGCCCAGUCGCGAAUGGCGGAGCCCCUCACCAGGGAGGGAUCGUCGAUGACCCUCAAGGAAAUUGGUACUAUAUGGGAUUUUGCGACGCAUACCCCGGUGGUAGAAUCCCGGUACUUGCUUCUAUCACUUUUGAUGACAAUGACUUUCCAGUAUUAUCAGAUGUCAAUUCUUGGCCAUCUACUGUGGAAGUGCCCCUUGCUCAAAAUGUACUAUCUUCGCCAACAGGUACAGACAGAUUUUCUGGAACUUGCUUGGGACCUCAAUGGGAAUGGAAUCACAAUCCUGAUGUGACUGCCUUUGACGUCAAUGACGGAUUGAAACUGCGGACUGCAACUGUCACAGACAGCCUCUACCAAGCACGGAAUACUCUCACUCACCGUAUCCUCGGUCCUGUGAGUGUCGCCACUAUUGAGAUCAAUUUCUCCGAUAUGAUAUCCGGAGACCGGGCAGGAUUGGCGAUGUUCCGCGAUGUAUCCGGUUGGAUCGGUAUAGUGAAGACCGAUGAAAGUGCACAGAUCUCUGUCUGGAAAAACAUCACUAUGAAUACGGAUUGGACUACAAACUCAAUUGGUGCCUUAGAGACUUCGACGGAUAUCUCCGAGACUUCAGUGUUCUUACGAGCCUCGGCGGAUAUUCGACCAGGAGGCGAUGCAACCGCACAAUUUAGCUAUUCUACAGAUGGCUCCAGUUUCACCGAUUUUGGAACUACAUUUGCCAUGAACACGACCUGGGAAUUUUUCAUGGGCUAUCGAUUUGGCAUUUUUAACUUCGCAACUGAAUCACUUGGGGGAUCAGUCGACAUCAAGAGUUUUGAUCUGGCUCUUGGUGCUUAA
Molecule: messenger RNA, 1611 nt
Organism: Penicillium verhagenii
Lineage: Eukaryota; Fungi; Ascomycota; Eurotiomycetes; Eurotiales; Aspergillaceae
Product: putative xylosidase/glycosyl hydrolase
Exons: 1
Coding region: 1-1611 (536 amino acids)
Biological process (GO): carbohydrate metabolic process
Molecular function (GO): hydrolase activity, hydrolyzing O-glycosyl compounds
Source: RefSeq, a predicted model, not a curated record